This is a messenger RNA of Clupea harengus (Atlantic herring), 5479 nucleotides long. RefSeq names its product RAR-related orphan receptor C a (gene rorca). Gene Ontology annotation, cellular component: nucleus. Lineage: Eukaryota; Metazoa; Chordata; Actinopteri; Clupeiformes; Clupeidae. Gene Ontology annotation, molecular function: nuclear receptor activity; zinc ion binding; RNA polymerase II cis-regulatory region sequence-specific DNA binding. The record is from RefSeq and is a predicted model, not a curated record. Gene Ontology annotation, biological process: regulation of transcription by RNA polymerase II.
CGAGGCGGGCCGGCGGAGCGAGAUCAUGUGAGAGUCCACGCGCCUGAUGUAGGUUAGAGCGAAAAGCCAGGGAGAGGUAGAGGGGAAGGAAAGAGAAAGAGGUGGGAAGAGGAGUGCAUUGUUUUAUUGCAAGCCGCGUAUACUCGCUUGUCGGAAAAGUAGCUCUCUUCGGAUGAAACGGAAUUAACGUUAUAGCAGAUCACCAUUUUAUGACUUUUCUUUGACACUUUGUUUUCGCUAUUCGGACAAGCAUUAGGAAACAUCAGGAGAAUUAUUGCAUUUAUCUUUACCCGCAGCUCCUUUUUAGAGCUACAAAUAUAAAACCUAAUAUCUGUAUUCCUUGCGAUUCACAUGCUUUGGAGUUCUAUGACUUGCAGAUAAUAAAGCAGCAACAUGAGAGCUCAAAUUGAAGUGAUACCUUGCAAAAUAUGCGGGGACAAAUCGUCAGGCAUCCACUAUGGGGUGAUCACCUGCGAAGGCUGCAAGGGUUUCUUUCGGCGCAGCCAACAGAAUAAUGCCAUGUACUCAUGCUCACGGCAGAGAAAUUGCCAGAUUGACCGCACCAACCGCAACCGGUGCCAACACUGCCGCCUGCAGAAGUGCUUGGCUCUGGGCAUGAGCCGCGACGCGGUCAAGUUCGGCCGCAUGUCCAAGAAGCAGCGCGACAGCCUCUACGCCGAGGUCCAGAAACACCAGCAGUCCCAGGAGCGGUCCGCUGUUCCUGCCAAUGGCAGCCUGGGCAUAGUGAGCACCAGGGGUGUGGACGACGGGGUCGGAGACGGCGUGGUCCUUGGCGGACACACCACACGCACCUACAGCCGCGGCUCCAGCUCUGCGCUCAGUGACCUGGACGACAUUACCGACCUGCCCGACAACCUGCUCUUCGACCUGCCCCUCACGCCGGAGGGAGGGGCAACUGGCGGGGGCAACUAUUGCAACCUGGAGCUGAUUGGGGGCAGCGGGGGCAGUAGCAGCUCACACAGCUCCUCACAGAGCUCGCCUGAGCAGAGCGGCCAAGAGUUCAGCGACGGGGGCAGUGGCAGCGGAGGAAGAGGAGGCCCACACAUCAAGCAGGAGUACCAGCUGCUGCACGACUCCAACCUGUUCACACACUCGUUCCUCAACGGCUCGUCCGAUGGUUGCUCCAUGAUGGAAAUAGAUCACAUCACCCAGAACGUGGUGAAGUCCCACCUGGAGACCAGUCAGUACAGUUUAGAGGAGCUGAAGAGGCUGGCCUGGACCUCCUACAAUGCAGAGGACACACGCUGCCAUCAGAGCAAGCCCGUGGAGGUGAUGUGGCAGCAGUGUGCCAUCCAUGUCACCAACGCCAUCAAGUACGUGGUGGAGUUCGCCAAGCGCAUCGAUGGAUUCUUGGACCUCUGUCAGAACGACCAGAUCAUUCUUCUGAAGGCAGGCUGCCUGGAUGUUCUUCUGAUCCGUAUGUGCCGUGCCUACAACCCUGUUCACAACACACUGCUCUUCGACAACAAGUUUGCGGGUGCUCAGCUCUUCAAAGCUUUAGGCUGCGAUGACCUUGUGAAUGCCGUGUAUGAACUGGCCAAGGGCUUCAAUCGCCUCCAGCUCAGCGAUGAGGAGAUGGCAUUGUUCAGCGCUGCCGUGCUCCUGUCUCCAGAUCGGUUAUGGUUGACAGACACGCAGCAGGUGCAGAAGCUUCAAGAGAAAGUGUACCUUGCACUACAACACAGUCUGCACAGAAGCGGCGCUUCAGAGGAGAAACUGACAAAGAUGGUGUCCAAGUUGCCCAUGAUGAAAUCCAUCUGCAACCUCCACAUCGACAAGCUGGAGUUUUUCCGUCUGCUUCACCCGGACACAGCCUUCAGCUUCCCCCCGCUCUACCGGGAGGUCUUCUGCAGCGAGGUCAACUUCCCUGACUCCACAGCGGGCUAGAGUCCCAUGUUAGGCACAGAGAGACUGACAGACAGACAGACAGAUUUGAGGGACAGAGAAAGAGAGGGGGGGGAGGGGGGGAGAGUCAGAACAAAGUGGCUGAAAGCAACCAGCAGCUCAACGACAAUCUUGCACAGAACACUUUAGGACACACUAACCCCCCUCAUGUCUGACCUCCCGCCCUAUGAUGGGGUAUAACUUGCACUGCGCCGUGAGCAGGUCCAGGUUGUUGUUCUCACUCGAUGUAAAAGACACUAGUCGCUGGGUACUGUGCAUGCUACCUAAUGUUAUCCUUUUUUUUGGCGUACUGGAUAGAGUAAUUUGGUUUUGGGUUUUCAUGGUGCUGAAGCUCGGGUUUCUGAGAUAGUCCGAGUGUGGUGGGACUACACACCUCUUGUUUUUAUGUCCCUUAUUUUUGUGCAGAUCAUGUUGAAUGUACCUUGCCAACAUGCAGCACAGUCCCAGAUCGUCAUACGUAAAGCUGACCCAGACAGCUUUUGUGCUUGUAAAUGCCUGAUUUGACUUAGAUACAUGAACCUUCAGGAGUGCUCACACUCUAUAUUUCACUCAUCCUAUGAACAAACAGUUUAAAGGGACCAAGACCACACUACACCAUGCAGUGCAGGCGCAUCGUUUCUUUCUUUAAAAGCUUUAUAGCAAACAAAUCACUGUAAGUCACACAGGCCCAAGCUCUUGCAUAUGCAACACAUGCAACGCAAAGCACUUAUGGUGCCGACCUGUGCGUGUUUUUAUGGACAGGCACACAACCAGUGUUUUUAAGCGUUUGGUUCUUUCUUUUUGUUUUGUUUUUGUUCUCUUUCGAAUGCAAUCAAAAACCUCAGUCCCACUUCCUUUUCCCUUUCAAAUGCCACUCGGACAGUGUGAGAGAAAGUGAGAGAGUAAAGCAGAUAUUUUUGUAAUGUUUCAUUAAUUUAUAAAUACACUCACAUUAGUUUGAAAUCUUACAGAAAAUGAAAUGCAUAUAUAUAUAUAGAGAGAGAGAGACAGAGGGAUAGAUUUAUAAAUAGAUCCAUACACAGUGUAUAGCAUCAGAAUGAGAAGGAUUUAGACAGAGGAUAGAAUACCAGAGCGGUGUGAAUGUCCUUAUCCCCCCUGUUAAGUACAGGCUGCUUCAGAACAGAAGAGCAUUGAUGAAGUGAUUGGCAUUUUAAAAUUGAUUUGACAUCAGUAUAAUUAUGGUGAAUUCCUGAGGCAGAUGAAAGAGCACUUACUGACUCAAGACCUCCCCCAUACACUCGCACCACUACCACCACCUCUGCCAGAGACUUGGGACUCAUAACAAGACAUUUUCAGUUGGUCCCUCACCUCACUCAGGUCCCCCUCUGGAAGUGUCACAGACUCACAGUCGCAGACUAACACAGGACCUUCGCCGAGGUUCGCUGUCUGAGAGAGAGCUGGACGGAAGGGUGCAGGGCAGGCUUCAGCUGGAAGAGAGCAUUCCCGGAACAGAGGAGCGACUGGAAUGUUGGGCCAUCCCCCCAACCCUUCAGCCCCCCCCCCCCCCAACCCAAGUAGUGCUGCAAGAAUCCGCAGCUAAGUGAAGACUGUGGGAAAGGGGCGCCCAGACAGCAGUGGAGGCAGCCGGACACUUUGAACUUGGGUGUUUGGAGAGAGAGACAGACAGGAAGAGAGGAAAAGGAGAAGAAAAACAGACACUGCAGAUACCUCCUCUUUCAAACUCUGAGGUGGUGUGCUGUCCCACUCUCUCUCUCUCUCUCCUCUUCUAACAUACGUGUUUAUCCUGUGGCUUUGCUUCGUGUAUGAAAGUGCUAAUUCUCUUCAGGAUCAGCAUCGUGUUCAUGUUGUGUAUUCACCCUCCCACUAUCCCUCAUUCACGUUACAGCACAACUAAAGGUUGACAGAGCCAUCAGCUACCCCCCUGAGUUAGGGAUUAAUAAUGGUAAGGUAAUAUAUAGAUCAUAUUUUACAUAGCUACCAAAGGACAGAAGAAGAAACAAAUCUAUUUUAUGCAGAUGUAUUUUUCCACACAGUUUGUUAGAGCUCUAUAGAUUAAAAGGGUUUUAUCGGAUCUUUUCUGACCUUGCAGUACUUGGCCACAUUGUACAGUGUUUGCAAAGCCUAGCCUUUGGCUUACUCGAGUGUUCACGGCCUGAGUGCAUACGAACGGGGAAGUCCAGCAAAGCUGCAGAUGCAUAUCUCUAUUAAGAGAUUUUGGUGUGGCAGGAAAAACACUUUGUAACGACCAGGCCCUCUGAGGGGAAUUUCAUAUGAACCUUGGGGCAAGAUUACAGGACAAAAAAAGCUUUUUAGUUGUGUUGAUAAAUAGAAACAGAAGAUAGCAAUUAUACUUGGAUUUUUCCUGUUCGGCUCUUUUAAAGUACUACAGAAAGUUUCACAUUUUGCACUGCUGGAACAGUGCCCUCCUCCAUGACUGUAUAUUUUUGUUUUCUUGAUGAACUUGAUAAGAGUUUAUAUAUUCAUUUUAUUUUCUGGGUGCUCAAGACAGUGUCAUAAUGGGACUGUGCAAUAAUCAGUCUUUUCAGUCAGUUUCUCCAGAGUAAAGUCUCUCUUGUCCAAAAGGAGGCUACUCUGACUCCACAAGCACUCCAGCAGGCAUCGGUUAACAAACAGUCAUCCCAGACACCUCAUUCACACACCAGUUAAGCAGCAACUGACUUCAGUGGAUUCGUAAGGCAGUGUAAGAUUGUAACGGUGAACAUGCUUGUUAAGUGUCUAGAUUGUCAUUGUAUGUUGUGAAGUGUAAUUUGCAGCCCUGAAAAAAAAACUUCCACGUUCCCCCCCCCCCCCCCCCCCCCCCCCCUGUGGAAGCAGUUGACAAAAGGUGUGUGCAAUUACAUUUACACUUGCAGUCACUCAGGGAGAUAGCUGGGCUCUCUGUCUGAAAAGUGUCUUCUUCAGUUAGCCUAGCAAGACACCUUGCACCGAAUAGAAGCCCUUAAACCUUGAUCACUGUGUACAGUAGAUGUUCUCGUGAAUGUUAAUCACCGAAGUAUCAGACUUUACCCCUGUUUGAUAUCAAUAUAAUUGCAGGACAUUUGAGACUGAAGUGUAGAAGUUUAUAGGAUCUAAAAUAUAAGUAUAUAAAAUAUCCAUUGUAUGUGUAAACACUACGAUGGGUUUUAAUCUCUGAAUCUUGUAUUGGUUGUUUUUGUUGUGAUCAUUUGUUCCUUCAUUUCUGUCAUUUUCUGUAUUUCUUUUCCCUCACCAGUGUAGUGUUCUCAUUUUGUCUCGGAGAACUAUAAUUCUAUUUUUUUUAAAGAUUUUUUUAAAAGAAGAGUCUCCUCGGUUAAGUUAAAUCAAGUGCUUCAGCUGCCAAACUGCUGUGAGUCUCAGCAACUUUUAGUAGCUGAAGGACUGGAUUUAAUUUGUCCCUGUCAUGAUCCCAGCUGUCAUACUUUCAUUUUAUUUGAGAUUAUUAAAAUCACAUGUAGAUUUUAAUAAAUAUAAUUUAUGAUAUUAAAAAACAAAUUAUAAGAUAUUAAAAAAAAAACAUGUUUUAAGUGGUAUUGUUGUACAAUGGGGAUCCCGAUGUGGAUUUAAGAAUGUAAUAAAGAUCUUUUACAGAAAA